This is a messenger RNA of Nothoprocta perdicaria, 2540 nucleotides long. RefSeq names its product kinesin family member 2C (gene KIF2C). The transcript has 21 exons. Gene Ontology annotation, molecular function: microtubule motor activity; microtubule binding; ATP binding. The record is from RefSeq and is a predicted model, not a curated record. Gene Ontology annotation, biological process: microtubule-based movement. NCBI's taxonomy places the organism in Eukaryota, Metazoa, Chordata, Aves, Tinamiformes, Tinamidae. Bases 1 to 2166 code for a protein of 721 amino acids.
AUGGACCCCCGCCUCUGCCGCCACAUGUGCCCCGGCCGCGUCGUCAACAUCCAGCGGAGCAACGGCCUCAUCCACACCGCCACGAUCCGCGCGGUGAACGCCGAGCGCCGCACCGUGUCCGUGGAGUGGUCCGAGGGCAGCUCCGUCAAGGGCAAGGAGAUUGACAUUUGCGAUGUGAUAACAAUAAAUCCUGAGUUAGCAGAAGAAAUACCAUCUGCAGAUGUGAAAGAAAAUCUUCCUCUGCAAGAAAAUAUAGCUGUACAGAAACGCAGAACAACCCUUUCAAAAAUUCCUGCUCCACGUGAAGGUCUGCGUGGCCGUUCCACCAGGAUGUCUGUUAUCACAGAGUCUCAGAGCAAUCACCAGGAAAAUGAGAUGGAGGUGGAUCCCUGCACUUCUACACAAACCAGAAACAAUUCAGCAAUUCCUACUGGCAGGACCAGGGCUAGCAGGCUGAGCUGUGUCCCAGAGCCUUCCCUGACAAAUGAAAAUGGAAACACAGAGGAACAUCUGCCUCCUGCUAGAACGAGCUCUUCAUCAAACCCAGUUCGGAGAAGGUCUAACAUUGUGAAAGAGAUGGAGAAAAUGAAAAACAAGAGAGAAGAAAAGAGAGCCCAGAUCAGUGAAAUCAGGACAAAACGUGCACAGGAGUUUGAUAGCAGCUGUCCAAAUUGGGAAUUUGCACGGAUGAUCAGAGAAUUCAGAGCAACUUUGGACUGCCAACCAAUAUCUAUAACUGACCCAAUGGAAGAACAUAGGAUUUGUGUCUGUGUCAGGAAACGCCCUCUAAAUAAACAAGAACUUCUAAAAAAGGAAUGUGAUGUGAUCACUGUUCCCAGCAAGUGUGUCCUGCUGGUGCACGAGCCAAAGCUGAAAGUGGAUCUAACAAAAUACCUAGAAACCCAAGCAUUUAGAUUUGACUUCUCCUUUGAUGAAUCUUCUUCCAAUGAAAUGGUAUACAGGUUCACUGCUAGGCCUCUUGUACAGACUAUCUUUGAGGGUGGAAAAGCAACAUGUUUUGCAUAUGGCCAGACAGGCAGUGGCAAGACACAUACUAUGGGCGGAGACUUCUCUGGGAGAGCACAGAAUGCCUCAAAGGGGAUAUAUGCUUUUGCAUCACAAGAUGUCUUCCUUCUCCUAAGCCAGCCCAGGUAUAGGAAUCGGGAUUUGGAAGUCUAUGUGACAUUCUUUGAAAUAUACAAUGGGAAGGUGUUUGACCUCUUGAAUAAGAAGACAAAGCUUCGAGUUCUGGAAGAUGGCAAGCAGCAAGUCCAGGUGGUUGGCCUCCAAGAGAGACAAGUUGGCUGUGCUGAGGAUGUCAUCAGAAUGAUUGAGAUGGGCAGUGCAUGCAGGACAUCUGGGCAGACUUUUGCAAAUGCCAGCUCAUCCCGGUCCCAUGCUUGUUUUCAAAUCAUACUACGCCGAAAAGGAAAAAUGUUUGGCAAAUUUUCCUUGGUGGAUCUGGCUGGAAAUGAGAGGGGUGCAGAUACAUCUAGUGCUGAUCGGCAGACACGGAUGGAAGGGGCAGAAAUCAACAAGAGCUUGUUGGCUCUGAAGGAAUGUAUUCGAGCCCUAGGGCAGAACAAAUCUCACACCCCUUUCCGGGAGAGCAAGCUGACCCAAGUGCUAAGAGACUCUUUCAUAGGAGCAAACUCGAGGACCUGUAUGAUAGCAAUGAUUUCUCCAGGCAUGAGUUCCUGUGAGUACACCUUAAACACACUGAGAUACGCUGACAGAGUGAAAGAGCUCAGCCCUCACAAUGGAGCUGGUGAAAUCCAGAAUCAUAUGGAAACUGAUAAUGAGGAAACAGAAACCAGUGGAGAAGUCUUGAGUCUUCAACACAAUCUUUCCAAGGAUGAGGAGGAAGAUCUUUCUCCCCACAUGUUCAAUUUCCGUGAGGCUGUGAUUCAAAUUGGUGAGCAGGAGGAGAAAGUUAUAGAAGAGCUUAGAGAACUAAAACAGAAAAUGACUGAACUUGACUAUCUCUUGGGAAUGACUGAGCAGCCAGACUACGAUCUCGAGACCUUUGUCAGCAGAGCUAAGUGCUUUGUAGAGGAAAGCUCAAGAAACAUCAUUAGUGUUGGAGAAACAUUAGAGGCCCUGGGAGUUGCCAUGCAACUGGAAGAGCAAGCCAGCAAGCAGAUGAGCAAGCAGAGGCUUCAGUAAAUAUAGCAAAAUGUGGUUCACAAGCAAUCUUCUGUAUCUCUUGCAUAUGUCAGUGGUUUGUGUAACCCUUCUUUUAAAUGUGGUAGAGUGUGUAGGUCAGGCGUGCCUGAGGCAGCAAAAUGGCAGCCUCUCCCUAAGUGGCCUGGAAUCAGGGUAGGUGGCAGAAACUCUGCUAGAAACCCUCACUGCAAGGCUUGGGGAGGAGGGGUUUGAGUCUGCCAGAUGUCUAACACAAGUGACUACAGUCUCCUAAUAACUAGAUAUGUGUAUAGCUUUCUAGUGUACAUACUAUUUUUGGUUCCAGAUGUGCUUGAAAUGUUGCAAAAUUGCAAGUCUGGCUUUUCUAGAAAGAAAAUGGACUUACCUGUAACUGU